AUGAAGACGUCAUUCAGCUCAGCAGUCGUUGCGCUGCUCAUCGCAAUCGUCAGCAGCCUCGUCUCGACGGCGCUGUCCGCCCCGGUGAGCGACAUCAACAAUCCCUCGCUGAAGGGUCUCACAUCCACUACCUUCGACUCCAGCGUCGCAAAGGGCAUGUGGUUCGUCGAGUUCUUCUCCCCUUGGUGCCACCACUGCAAGGCAUUUGCGCCCACGUACGCCGAUUUGGCCGAGAUACAGGAGCCGCUCGAGCAGACGAGCGAUUUCUACAUCAGGAGGGUCAACUGUGUCGAGCAAGGUGACUUGUGCGAUGCGCAGAAGGUGAGGGGUUACCCGUCCCUCUUCCUCUAUCAGGAUGGACAAAAGGUGGACGAGUAUCGCGGGAACCGAUCUUUCGAGGACCUCAUGUCCUUCACCACGGCAAAGGCGAGCGACUACCGUAAGGCAAAGGCAGGCGUAGCGGCGUGA
This is a messenger RNA of Jaminaea rosea, 468 nucleotides long. Its product is annotated as thioredoxin-like protein. NCBI's taxonomy places the organism in Eukaryota, Fungi, Basidiomycota, Exobasidiomycetes, Microstromatales. Gene Ontology annotation, cellular component: endoplasmic reticulum. The transcript has 4 exons. The coding region runs from base 1 to 468 and encodes 155 amino acids. Gene Ontology annotation, biological process: protein folding. Gene Ontology annotation, molecular function: protein disulfide isomerase activity. The record is from RefSeq and is a predicted model, not a curated record.